Fundulus heteroclitus (mummichog) is the source of this 1819-nucleotide messenger RNA. RefSeq names its product SAC3 domain containing 1 (gene sac3d1). NCBI's taxonomy places the organism in Eukaryota, Metazoa, Chordata, Actinopteri, Cyprinodontiformes, Fundulidae. Gene Ontology annotation, cellular component: spindle; centrosome; nucleus. The record is from RefSeq and is a predicted model, not a curated record. Bases 82 to 1275 code for a protein of 397 amino acids. The transcript is spliced from 4 exons. Gene Ontology annotation, biological process: centrosome duplication; spindle assembly.
GCAUCCGUCACCGGAAAUGACGUUUGUUGCGAAACCCCUUUUCAUUGGACGCCUACGGAAAGUGACGACACCCCUGCUCAGAUGAACCGCUGGACAACUGCCCGCAUCACUCAGACGCAGAGCAGUAGCGCACCCUCAGGCGGCCAGAGGACACAGAGGAACAAGGAGCGAUGUCGAAGCAACACCCAAAAGAAGGAGGUGGAGGAAGAAGGAGGACAGGGUUUUGGCAAAGAGAGAAAGGAAACGGUUCCCAGAGCGUCCUGCCAAACCAUGUGCCCCGCUCAGGAGCUGCGGGAACGCGAGUCUCAGAACCGGCUUCACCAUUUCGAAGUGGUCCCGGGCACCGAGGCGUUUCGAAAGCCGAGUGGAGAUCCUCUUCGUGCCGUCAAGGAAUAUUCCAGACCAGCGGCGGGGAAAGAUGCGGCGAAGCCCUCUGACCUGCGGCUGCCCGACGUGCUGCUCAGGACCGUUUGCUACCUCAUUGAUGAGAUCGUAGGGUCACCUAGUCCGCACCCGUGGACUGAGGUGUACAGCUUCGUGUUUGAUCGGCUGCGUAGCGUGAAACAGGACAUGAUCAUCCAAAGGUUGUCGGGAAAGGACUGCGUGGCCAUUUUGGAGCGAACGGUGCGUUUCCACAUCUACGCUUCUUACCGUCUUUGCGGGGAGCCACUGCGGAUUUACGAUCCGCGCAUCAACGACACGCACCUACAGGAAUACCUGAGCUGGCUGUUUGACUGCUACAAAACUGGAGCGGGACCGUAUCCGAACCAGGAGGAGUUUCAGGCUCUCGGUUUGCUCUACAACCUGGGCUCAAGCGCCGCCACGCAGCACGUCCUGGAGCUCCCCGUGCGCCUGCGCCAGACGCCUUCCGUCAAACUCGCACUAGCAAUCAGUCAAGCGUUUCUGGCAGGGAACCCCGUGCGUUUACUCCGACUAGCCCAGAAGCUGGACUUCCUGCAGGCCUGCGCCCUGCACCGCCACCUGGUGACGUGCCGCAGACACCUGCUGCUGAUUUACAGCCACGGAUUCAGCAGCCGCAACUGCCGCUUCCCUCUGGACAGACUCGCCCGGCUCUCGUCCCUGGAGGCGCCCCUCGCAGCGGGACUUUGUCGGGCGUACGGCGUCGAGGUCAAUCAGCACAACCAGGUGGUGUUUUCCAAAAGUGCCUUCGCUGAGCCGGCACAGGGGAGGCUGGAGUGCAAACUGUACCACGGCAUAGUGUCUGAGAAAGAGAGAGGUCUCGCCGUUAAGAGCAUCAUCCACGGCUGUUCCUGACGCAGAUGUUUGGCUGCCAGUCAGAGCUCGUGAUGCCUCAUUAGUAGCAUGGAAAGGGUCUGUUGCUGUAACACGGAGGUUCAGGUUUCAUUUCAGAUACGACUGCGGAGUUUAACCUGCGUUCCACAGUUUUGUUCCAGCGUGGACGGCACAGCUGCGUGUUUUACUGAACAAAGACAGUUUUAUGGCCGUAGUUGCAGAUUUCUCAAUGUUCUGCUGCGCGACACGUUACAAACUCAAAUCAGUGGUCACACCUCAGGGCUCUGAACUGCUUCGAAAUGCUGUAUAGUGUUGAUUUUUGUUAUUGUGACUAUUAUUAUUAUUUUUUUUUUCAUUGAAUGUGAUGUAAUUGGCGUUAAGAGAGCCCAUGUGUGUUAUCUCCAAAGGCUGACAGUUUGUUAUAAAAUGCUGGAUUAUUUGUGUUAUUUUUGUGUUGUCUCAUAAAACAUUCAGGGGAUUUUUUUUAAUUUGCAUUCAUCUUGAUUCGUUUUUAUUGAGCCAACAUUUUACUGUGAAACCAUUUCAAUAAAUAUUUGUUACCAAA